Messenger RNA from Papaver somniferum (opium poppy), 5722 nucleotides. RefSeq names its product protein transport protein SEC16A homolog. The transcript is spliced from 14 exons. Gene Ontology annotation, cellular component: ER to Golgi transport vesicle membrane; endoplasmic reticulum exit site. NCBI's taxonomy places the organism in Eukaryota, Viridiplantae, Streptophyta, Magnoliopsida, Ranunculales, Papaveraceae. The record is from RefSeq and is a predicted model, not a curated record. Bases 320 to 5005 code for a protein of 1561 amino acids. Gene Ontology annotation, biological process: autophagy; Golgi organization; COPII vesicle coat assembly.
CCCAAACUAAAAAAAUAUGAACAUGAGGCGUUGGUGGGUGAGAAGAUGAUUUGUCGGCUCUUACGAGAACUCGAGGGUUUCUCUCUCUAUUCAAUUCUUCUUCUGUCUGAGUUUUCUUCUUCUUUCUCUCUCUAGAUCGAUCCCUGCAUAUCUUCUAAUUUACCGGUAACGUAUAGGAGAGUAUAUAUAUUUGGGGAAUUCGUUUUUAUAAUUGUGAAAUAGUUUUUAAGGUUCAAUUUAGGUUGCAAAUUGGAGCUGUGUGGAGUUAAUUGAGGUGAAUUUCGCUGAGAAAUUGUAAAUUUAGGGUUAUAUACAAUCCAUGGCAUUUCCUCCAUCUCAACUGGAGGAAGCAGAUGAUGAUUUUUUUGAUAAGCUUGUCGACGAUGAUGAAUUUGGGGUUACGUCAACUACUGUGACAUCUGUUGUUGGUUCUAGCGGUAUGGAUGGUGGUUCAGAUUCUGAUGAGGUGAGAGCAUUUACAAAUUUAAGUAUGGAUGAGGUUCCUAUUGUGUCAGCAGAUACAACUAGUGGUGCUGGAUUUGGGGUUUCCGCAGAAGAGGAAAAGAAAUCAGAGGACGGGGUUGUUGCAUUGUCUUCUGAUGAUAAGACAGAAAAGGGAAGCGUGGAUCAAGAGGAGGGUGUCUCACAUGUCGGUUCCACUUCAGCUGUUCUUGAUAACAAUUUUGAGACUAGUGAUGUGUCGAAGACGGCUGAAGUUUCAUUAGACACGUCAACGAGCAAUAAUAGCGGAUCUAAGAGUACAUGCGUUAAAGAAUUUCAGUGGAGUUCUUUUUAUGCUGAUGGUGAUGAGAAGGGUGGCAGUGGUUUUGGGUCAUACUCGGAUUUAUUAUGCGACGAUCCUUUUGAAAAUAUCGGGAAUAAUACUGGAGUCGAUUCCAACAACUCAGUUGAUCCUUAUGCAGAUAUCGGGAAUAAUGCACUAGUUGAUUCCAACCAUAGAUCUGAAACGGUAGAAAAUGAAGUUUAUGGUUCUACAUCAUCACUAAGUUUCAAGCAGAACAAUGAUGCUAGAACAUAUACAUCAGGAAGUGAACAGACAAAUAAUGAGCAAGAUGCCUACAUUGCCCAACCUGUUCAGUAUCCUGGUUGGGAAUAUGGCGUAAAUACUGGUACAUCAAUUCCUGACUCAACAAUAAAUAACCAAGCAAAUUACGAAGAUACAGCUCAGGCAACAAGUGCUGAUGUUGUUUCAACCCAGUGCUCAGAAGCUUCAUUUUUACAGCAAACGACUCAAUCUGUUGGGGGUACCCUAGACGAGGGUUGUACAACUGGCAGUGUUGCGAACUGGAAUCAGGCUUCCCAGGGAACCAUGGUGUAUCCAGCACAUAUGAUUUUUGAUCCACAAUACCCUGAUUGGUUUUAUGAUAGUAUUGCCAAACAAUGGUACCCGUUAGCAUCUUAUACUCAGGCUAGUCAGUGGGGAUCUUAUGCUCAGGCUGAUCAGUCGGAAUCCUAUAUGCAGGCUGAUCAGUCAGGAUCUUAUACCCAUGCCAGUCAAUCAGGAUCUUAUACCCAUGACGGUCAGUCGGGAUCUUAUACCCAGGACAGUUCUUAUACCCAGGCUAGUCAGGCUGGAUCUUAUACCCAGGCUGGUCAUUUAGAAUCUUAUACCCAGGCUGGUCAGUUGGAAUCGCAUACCCAGGCUGGUCAGUUGGAAAGUUAUACCCAAGCUGGUCAGUCGGGAUCUUAUGAUCAGGCUGGUCAGUCAGAAUCUUAUGGUCUGGCUGCUCAGUCAGAAUCUUAUAGUCAGGCUGGUCAGCCGACACCUUCAACUGAAGACCAGAUAUCUCAAAACGGUAAUGCUUUUGUUUGUAGUUUCACCCCUGUGAGAGACCAAGGGACAUUUAAUGACUACGGAAAAGUUGAAGCCUAUGAAUCGCAAGGUAAUCGAAGUGAAGCCCAUGGUGGUGACCAGCCUGGUAAUUACGUUCAGCAGAAUACCAAUAUGUGGCAACCUAAGACAAUGGUUAAGAGUAAUUCUCUCGCCAGUUACACAGAAAACCAGCAUUCAGAGACUCUAUACAAUUCAAGGGGUUAUUCGAGCAAUUCCCUGGAUCAGCAAAUUAGUUUCAAACCUGUCCUAACUGCUUCAUAUGAGCAGCAACAGACAAGUCAUAGUUAUGGUGGGAAUGAAAGGGUGGGUUCAUUCCCGAGCUUUGUUCCCACUGACACUUUUUCACAUCAGAUGAACCAGCCAAUGUUGGAGCAGAAUAACCAGAUGACUGCUUCACAUGGUUUUUAUGGCAAUCAUAAUAUAGGAAGGUAUUCCCAACAAACCUUUCCUAGUAGCACUCAAACAUCACAUACUCCACAAGAUGGGAGGUCUCCCCAUGGUCGUCCUCCUCAUGCCCUGGUUACUUUUGGUUUUGGUGGAAAACUCGUAGUUGUGAAAGAUAGCGGUGCUCUUGGUUCAAGCACGGCGUAUGCAAGCAAGGACUGCAUAGGAGGUUCCAUUUCAGUUCUUGACUUGAUGGAUACUGUCACCAACAAAAAUGGCGCGUCAAACAUUGAUUUUGGUGGUUCAGGUUAUUUCCGUACUCUGUGCCACCAAUCCUUUCCUGGGCCUCUGGUUGGUGGAAAUAGUGGAAAUAAAGAAUUAAAUACUUGGAUUGAUGAGAGGAUUACGGAGUGUGCAUCAUUGAAUGUGGACUAUAGGAAUGGAGAACUUUUGAGGUUGCUUCUUUCUUUGUUAAAAAUAGCUUGCCAACAUUAUGGUAAACUUCGGUCUCCUUUUGGUUCGGAUCCAUCUUUGAAGGAAAAUGAUCGUCCCGAGUCAGCUGUUGCAAAACUUUUUGCUUCGGCUAAAAGUAGUAGUUCUCAGCUAAGUGGGUACGCCUCCCAAAGGCACUGCUUAACAAAUGUGCCUUCCGAAGGUCAACUGCGGGCAACCGCUGCUGAGGUACAAAACCUUCUUGUUUCUGGUAGAACAAAAGAGGCCCUACAAUGUGCACAGGAAGGUCAGUUGUGGGGACCUGCUCUUAUUCUUGCAGCACAACUUGGUGAUCAGCAUUAUAUUGAAUCCGUGAGACAGAUGGCUCAUUGCCAGUUAGUAGCUGGUUCACCUUUGCGUACAUUGUGCUUGCUAACUGCAGGGCAACCAGCAGAUGUGUUUUCUGCUGAUAGCACGAGUAAAAGCGGUGGUUCACCCGAUGCUUUACAUAUGUCUCAACAGCAUGCACAGGGCGGUGCCAACGGAAUGCUAGAUGACUGGGAAGAGAAUUUGGCCAUCAUUGCUGCAAACAGAACAAAAGGUGAUGAACUUGUAGUACUUCAUCUUGGGGAUUGUCUCUGGAAGGAGAGAGGCGAGAUUACUGCUGCACACAUCUGCUACUUAGUUGCGGAAGCAAACUUCGAGUCGUUUUCUGACAGUGCAAGAUUGUGUCUUAUUGGUGCUGACCACUGGAGAUGCCCUCGAACAUAUGCGAGCCCUGAGGCUAUACAGAGGACAGAAUUCUAUGAAUAUACGACGGUGCUCGGGAAUUCUCAAUCCGUCUUGCUACCAUUUCAGCCGUAUAAACUUGUAUAUGCCCAUAUGCUGGCUGAAGUGGGAAAAGUUUCAGAAUCUUUGAAGUAUUGUCAAGCAAUAACAAAAUCUCUGAAAAAUGGCCGAGCACCAGAAGUGGAGACAUGGAAACAAUUGGUUUCAUCACUGGAGGAGCGAGUUAGGACUCAUCAGCAGGGAGGAUUCGGUAUUAACUUGGCUCCAGGAAAACUUGUUAGUAAAUUCCUCCCAUUUAUUGAUAGAUCUAUUCACCGAAUGAUUGGACCACCACCACCAUCGGCCUCGUCGACUAAAAGUAAUGACCAGGAUAACCGUCCACCAAUACCCCGUGUACCAGCUAGUCAAUCGACAAUGGCCAUGUCAUCUUUAAUGCCUUCGGCCUCAGUGGAAACCAUUAGUGAAUGGGCAGGUGAUAGUAAUAGGAGGAGUAUGCCCAAUAGGAGCGUUUCAGAGCCGGAUUUUGGUAGACAGGCUAAUUCAUCGAAGGGUGGAGCUUCUGCUGAUGGACAAAGCAAAGCAUCAGGUGCAGGUGGGUCAUCUCGCUUUGGUCUUUUGGGGUCAACAAUUUUCCAAAAGACCAUAGGGUGGGUCGGAAGAUCUAGGUCAGAUAAACAGGCGAAGUUGGGUGAAUCGAAUAAAUUUUACUAUGACGAGAAACUCAAGAGAUGGGUAGAGGAAGGUGCUAACGUUACUGCUGAGGAAUCAGCGCCACCUCCACCUCCAACAAAUGCAGUUUUUCAGAAUGGAACAACAGAUUACAACAUGCAGCAUGCAUUUAGAAAUGACAGUCCUCCUGCUAAUAAUGGAGUUGCUGAAAGCAGAAGCCCAACUCAUUCAGAACGAAGUUCAGGGAUACCUCCAAUUCCAUCGAGCUCUAACCAGUUCUCUUCCCGUGGCCGAAUGGGUGUUAGAUCAAGGUACGUUGAUACCUUCAAUAAAGGUGGCGGGGUCUCAGCAAACUUAUUCCAGUCCCCUCCUGCUCCAGUUGCAAAUCCAAUUGGCACUAGCAAUGCAAAGUUUUUUGUUCCUGCUCCGGCUCCUGCACCUACACCGUCAUCAUCUGGGGAACAAUCAAUAGCGGCAACAGGUGAAAUUAUGCAAGAAAGUACUGGCCCUAGUGAAGAUAUCUCAUCCGUGAUGACUAAUGAUUCAUUUUAUUCAUCUCAACAACCACCACCACCAUCACCAUCAUCAUCAUCACCAUCCAUGCAGCGUUUCGCAAGCAUGAGCAACAUCCCCACUGCGAGCAGAAUAGCUGGUAAUGGUAAUUCCACUGCUCAAUCUCGUUCGCGGAGAACAGCGUCAUGGAGUGGAAGCAUUAAUGAUGCAAAUAGCUCUUCUCCGUAUACAAAUGGAUCGAGACCUUUAGGAGAGGUUUUAGGGUAUUCGCCAACAUCUUCGAUUCCCAAUGAUCCUUCAUCCAUUCAUCUGACGAGGAAUGGUUCAAGUUUUGGGUCAGACCUCCAAGAGGUAGAGCUCUGAAUCGAAGUGGCUCGAGGAAUCAACACUUUGCUUCUCAUGAGGGUCAUUGGUCCAGGUCAGCUCUUUCCCCUGAUUUCUCGGCCUCUCUAUCCAAGAAAAAGAAUGGGUUUCAUGAGUUUCAGAAUAUUAUGGUUUUGUACGGGGAAUCUAGAACGAGAAGAUAAAGCUAUUAGGUGAAAUGCACAUAGAGUUCAAAACAAGGACAACAGUUUCCUGUAUUCUAAGACCUGGGUUUGGAUAUAACUCUUCCAUGGUCUGAAAUGCUAGAUAGUUUGGGACAUGGUGUCCUUUUUUCACCAAUACAAAACACACAACAUCCAUGGGCACCAUUUGUACAGUUCAUUUGUUGAUUUAUUUGGUUGAAUGAGGGAGAGAUGGUAAAACUAGCAUAGCGUAAGAAAAGAAACAACCCCCUUCUUCAAGUUUUCAGCAGGGCUAAAAAAAAGUAAGCUUACGAAAAAUAAGAUUUCUCUUCCGUUCUUUUGUAUGGCUUUCUGAAGUAUCUUUAUUUAUACAUACAAGACGACCUGUACUGGAAUGCCGAAAUUUUGUAUUUGCUGUUCUUUUUUCUUUUUUACAGGUGGAAUUCUGUUAACUCAACUAGUGGUGAAAUUGGCUCUUAUCAUAUGAGAACUUUUCACAACUCUAAUUUUCAUUUUGAUGCUUCCUCCUUGGCCUUUUAAAUAUAUAUUCUUUUAUAUAUUUUUUUUUGAAGCA